This is a messenger RNA of Tigriopus californicus, 1675 nucleotides long. RefSeq lists its product as uncharacterized. Bases 61 to 1320 code for a protein of 419 amino acids. Gene Ontology annotation, molecular function: protein binding. The record is from RefSeq and is a predicted model, not a curated record. The transcript is spliced from 4 exons. NCBI's taxonomy places the organism in Eukaryota, Metazoa, Arthropoda, Copepoda, Harpacticoida, Harpacticidae.
CAUGGCUGUGAACCAUUCCAACUUUAGGACGACGUUCAGUCGCUUACACAUUGUUGAAUUAUGAGGAAUGUGGAGCGAGGGGCGAGCAUUGCCACCUUGUAUUUAUCCCUAUGGAUGGCCACAUCCCAUGGCAAAACUGUAAGGAGUUUUGAAAUUCGUUUCUCGGAAACAUGCAAAGGGUUCCAAAUCAUGGAGGACACAAACAUCAAAUGCAUUUUAUGCUCCACCAUGUGCCUUGCUCAGUUGAAAUUAGAAGAGAGGUUUCAUCCCGAAAGUCAUGGGGUCUUGGUCCACAGUAACGAGACGCAGUGCGCCCAAAUUAGAAUGAAAACAGACCACGUCUUUUGCUUUGAAGCUGAUUUUGUGGAUGAAGAGACAAUGACCCUGGUGGACACCGACCUCAACAAACCAAUUUACAUCGGGAACGAGCCGUACGUCACAUUGUAUUUGGAACAAACACUGAAAUUUGCUCCUAUGAAUCACACUCCAAAUCCUUUGCCAGAAUUUGUUGCUCCUAAGACACCAAUCCCAUUUGACCAUUACAAUCUCCUGACAAUUUUCAACCGUGGAUUUAUUAUAUGCACAAGAGAAGUAACUUUGUGCUACAAUUGGCCUUUCCGCAAGGACGAGUGGGAUUCACUGCCACCAUCAACUGAAGGCCAUGAAACGGGCGGCAUUGGUAUCUUGGGAAACCAGUUAAUCAUAAUUGGAGGUAUAACCGUAGAUGGCAAAAAAACGGACAUUUGCGAGCGUUUCGACCCUCCAACUAAUUCCUGGGUUAUUGCGCCUUCACUGCCCCAGGCGAUGAGUCAUUUAACCCUGGUUCAAGUCAGCUCCAACACAAUUAUCUUGGUGGGAGGGUUCAGUACCACAUUUGUGAAAGAAACCUAUCUGCUGUCCAAGGGAGAUGCUCAAUGGACCCAACUGGAGGAUAGGCCAGAACCUGUGUACCAUUCUACUUGCGGGGUGGUGGUUCUGGGCGAUGGUAGAAGAGGGGUUCUAUCUAUUGGAGGGGAUAAUGGAUCGUUUUCAUCAAAAGCUUACUUUUUCGACUUUGUAUUGAUGACUUGGUCGCACUUGCCAUCCUUCACUUUACCCGUUCCUUCAUUGAAAGGCAUUCUUAUUCAAAGAGACGCCGAACUUUACUUUAUGCCCUCUUUUGAGUCAAACUUCACAAAUAGAGUACUUACACUUUAUGUGCGGAAAACAAAUGGAUUAAAUCAAACAUGGGAAAGUAGACCUUAUCCAUUCGGAAACUUUGGUGCUUUAAAUGUGGGAAAUCCAUUGAUCCCAACAAUAUAUACCAUGUCAAGCAAUUAAUGCACUUUUAGCUGAGUUUCAGUGAAAUCGACUUUCGCAAACGAAAAACAUAACUCUCUCGAAAUCUCCCAUAUUUUUUGAUGGAACGAAAUUACGAAUAAGGCAACAAAGUGAACAUUAUUGAAAAUGUUCGUAGCUCAUACAUAUUUGCCCAUUCAUUUUUGAUUAUUUAGAGAGCGGAAUGAUUUUUUAAACUAUAGCGUAUCUAAAAAAAUCGCGCAUUUUUUUGCAUUUUUCGUCUGAUUCAAAAGGCAAAACAUUCUGCACCUCAUUCAUUUGGGUUUUAGUGCUAAAGAAAGUUAUUAUGUUAUGUGGUAUGAAUAUAACAGAUGCUUUUUAGAAUAUAAGAUAUUCA